AUGGCAAAGCUCAUCCUCCUCACUGGUCUGGCCCUGGUGCUGCUUGCUCAGCUUGGCUCCGCCUACCAUCUGACAUGCUACUUCAGCAACUGGGCCCAGUACAGGCCAGGCCUGGGGAGAUUCACGCCGGAUAACAUUGACCCCUGCCUCUGUACUCACUUGAUCUAUGCUUUUGCUAGAAUGAGUAACAAUGAGAUCACCACAAUCGAAUGGAAUGAUGUGAAAUCCUUCAAUGGUUUGAAAAACAAGAACAGAAAACUGAAAACUCUCCUGGCCAUUGGAGGCUGGAACUUUGGAACUGCCCUGUAACUUCUUUCUGUCUCCUUCAAAUUCACCACCAUGGUUUCCACUUAUCAGAACCGCCAGACCUUCAUCAAAUAAGUGAUCAAAUUCCUGCGCCAGUAUGGGUUUGAUGGCCUGGAUUAUGACUGGGAGUACCCUGGGUCUCGAGGCAGCCCUCCUCAGGACAAGAACCUCUUCACUGUCUUGGUCAAGGAAACACAUGAAGCCUUUGAGCAGGAAGCCAAGCAGACCAACAGCCCCAGACUGCUGGUCACUGCUGCUGUGGCUGCUGGCGUCUCCACCAUCCAGUCUGGCUACGACAUCCCCCAGCUCUCUCGGUAUCUGGACUUCAUCCACGUCAUGACCUAUGACUUCCAUGGCUCGUGGGAGGUCUACACUGGAGAGAACAGCCCCCUGUACAAAAACCCCAGUGACACCGGUGGCAAUGCCUACCUCAAUGUGGAUUAUGCUAUGAACUAUUGGAAAAACAAUGGCGCCCCAGCUGAGAAGCUCAUCGUUGGAUUCCCAGCUUAUGGACACAACUUCAUCUUGAGGAAUCCUUCUCAACAUGACAUUGGUGCCCCUACCUCUGGCCCUGGUCCUGCUGGGACCUACACCAGGGAGGCUGGCUUCUUGGCUUACUAUGAGAUCUGCCCCUUCCUGAAGAAUGGUGUUACUCAGGUGUGGGAAGCUUCUGAGGACGUUCCCUAUGCUUACAAAGGUAAUGAGUGGGUUGGUUAUGACAACCCCAAGGGCUUCCAAAUUAAGGCUGACUGGCUGAAGAAAAAUAACUUUGGAGGUGCCAUGGUCUGGGCCAUUGAUCUGGAUGACUUCACUGGGACUUUCUGUAACCAGGGAAAAUACCCCCUGAUCAGCACCUUGAAGAAAGCCCUGGGUCUGGACAGCGCAAUCUGUACCGCCUAAGCUCAAUCUAUUCCUCCAAGCACAUCAGCUCCCAGCAGGGGCGGAAGUGGUAGCUCAGGUGGGAGCAACUCUGGGGGCAGCAGAUUCUGUGCUGACAAAGCCCACGGUCUCUACCCUGUGGCCAGUAACAGUAAUGCUUUCUGGCACUGUGUGAAUAGCAAAACCUACAAGCAGAACGACCAGGCUGGGCUCGUCUUUGACACCAGCUAUCAGCGCUGCAACUGGGCAUAAACUUGACUUUCCUU
Vombatus ursinus (common wombat) is the source of this 1451-nucleotide messenger RNA. Its product is annotated as acidic mammalian chitinase-like. The record is from RefSeq and is a predicted model, not a curated record. NCBI's taxonomy places the organism in Eukaryota, Metazoa, Chordata, Mammalia, Diprotodontia, Vombatidae. The transcript has 11 exons. Gene Ontology annotation, cellular component: extracellular region. Gene Ontology annotation, molecular function: chitinase activity; chitin binding. Gene Ontology annotation, biological process: carbohydrate metabolic process; chitin catabolic process.